AGUGGAUGCUGGGAUUGACCUGUGCUUGAAAUCACUGGACCCAGACUGAGAAGGUCUUGGACGCAGCCGAUCGGAAAAUGUCCAAUAAAGAAGUGAAGGCCACCUUGAAAAAUGCAAGGGAAGCUAUAAGAAAUAAGGAAUUUAAAGAGGCGUUGAAACACUGCAAGGCUGUGUUGAAACAAGACAAGAAUAACUACAAUGCCUGGGUUUUUAUUGGAGUUGCUGCAACAGAAUUGGAACAACCUGACCAGGCGAAGACUGCGUACAAAAAAGCCACAGAACUUGAUCCAGACCAGUUGCUGGCAUGGCAGGGGUUGCUAAAUCUUUGUGAGAAGAGCAAUACAUCUGACAACAAGCAUGAGCUGUUGGGAAUUUAUCAGAAGCUAAUGAAAUUGUAUGAAAGUUCGGACAAACAGAAAUGGCAUGAAGUCUGCUUAAAGUUAGUUGAUCUCUACCAUCAAGAAAAGAAUUAUCUAGAGGUUGCCAAAACAUGGAGUCGAUUGAUACAGCUAAAACAAAUUGAUGGAGCUAGUAAACAAGAGCUUCAUCAGAUGUGGAGGAAGAUGAUCCAGUUACUUGCAGACAAAGUAGAGAGUCAGGAUAAUGAAACCCAACAGCUGUUGAUAACAGCUUUUGAAAAUGUCCUUUCUUCCAUGGACAAGAUUCCAAGUGAUAGCCAUCAGAAGCUUUCCACCGAUUAUGUUAAAUUUCUAUCAAAACUGCCACAUGAAGAAAAUAAGCUAAAACUAGCAUGUGAAACUUUGAUAACCCAAUAUCCUAAUUCAUCAUCUUCACUUGAAGUACUUGCCAUGCAUUUUAUCCAGAAAGAAUGCUUUAGUGACGAAGCUUUACAAUGUUAUUCAAGACUUAAUACAAUUGAACCAACAAAUGGGCUAGGUCUUAUUGGAGUUGGAAUCAAAGCUAUGCAAGAAAAGAAGUAUGAAGAAGCUGCAAAGAACUUAACUGAAGGAUUAAAGCAGGCACAUUCAGCAAUUAUAGCAUGGCUUUACCUAGCAGAUAUCCAGCUCCGGAUGCACAAGUAUGAAGCAACAAUUACCUCCUGCAGAUGUGGGUUGGAGCUGUUGGAAAGCAGUGGCCAUUAUGGGAAUGCACAGAAAAAACACAAGUUGGUUCAUUUACAAGCAGAAGCAAUGAUCAAAUCCGGUGAUGCAAAUAAUGCAGAGAAAGCCUUUGAUAUCUUGGAACAGCUUUCUGGCUCCAAUGAAUCAGCAGCACUUGCCUUGAAAGGACAGGCUUGUUUGAACAAGGGUCUGAUGAAACAAGCAUCUCAGGUUUGUUUGUUUGUUUGUUUGUUUUGUAAACUUCUUAAUAAUAUGCAAGUACACAUGAAGCUAAUGUUCCAAUAG
Molecule: messenger RNA, 1367 nt
Organism: Rhincodon typus (whale shark)
Lineage: Eukaryota; Metazoa; Chordata; Chondrichthyes; Orectolobiformes; Rhincodontidae
Product: tetratricopeptide repeat protein 37-like
Exons: 12
Coding region: 78-1367 (429 amino acids)
Cellular component (GO): Ski complex
Molecular function (GO): protein binding
Source: RefSeq, a predicted model, not a curated record